AUGGCAUCGGACAAGAAAAAGGACGGAGCUCCUGUGGCGGUGACCGAGAGCGAUGUCGCCUUUGGCGUUGUCGAGCAAGUCACUGAGGAUGACUGCUACGCGGUUCGCGUAAUCGAAAUCCCAAAGAGCAAAUGGAAAAGGCGUUUUAGGAGUGUUGUUUUCCAGAUGGUCUUACUGUCUCUACUCUCCUUCUCAGGACCGUCGAUGAGCAAUGCCAUCAGUGCUCUUGGUGGAGGUGGCCUUGCAACACCUUAUACUGCCAACACUGCCUCGGCUGUGCAGUAUUCGACAUCAAUCCUUGUUGCUAUGUUCGGUGGCCCAUUCAUCAGCACUAUUGGUAUCCCGGUUGCGUGCAUGAUUGGUGCUGUUGGGUUUCCGCUUUCUGGAUCCGGUUUCUACGUCAACAGCAAAUACGGAGUUCAGUGGUAUCUGAUCUUCGCAAAGGCGAUAUAUGGAAUAACUUCUGCAUUCCUCUACGUCGCCGAGGCAUCUUCCAUGAUUUCGUACCCUGAGCAACACCGACGCGGUUUCUACAUCAGCUUAUGGGUCGUCAUGAGGAACUUGGGUUCCAUCAUCGCCGGUGCUAUUAGCUUAGCCCUCAACAUCACCCGCAACGGACAAGGAGGAGUCACUCCCAACACGUAUCUGGCUUUCCUUGGUAUGGAAUGCAUAGGUCUUCCGGCCGCGUUCCUGUUGACAAAGACACGAAAAGUGAUCCGCUCUGACGGAUGGGGUGUUCCCUUGCUUCCGAAGAAGUCCUGGAAGGAGGAGUGCAAGCUGUUGCUUGCCCACCACAUGCAGAAGCGAACGCUUCUUUUGAUCCCGGUCUACAUCCUCACAUACUUUGGUGAUGGAGUAUGGGGCACCUACCUUUCGCUUCACUUCUCGGUCAGAGCUCGCGCUCUCUCGGCUCUAGUCGGUCCCCUAGUUGCUGUUGUCAUGAACCCGCUAUUCGGAAAGAUUUUGGACAUGAAGAGUUUGGGACCUCGAAGAAAGGGGAUAAUUGCGUUUUGGGUCUGGACACUUCCCACCCUGGGAAUGCUCAUUUGGGUCAUGUACAACCUCAAGUGGUUCAGUGACCAGCCGGAGACGCUCCGUUUGGACUAUCAAGUGAACACUGGUUUGUGGUUCGCUAUGUGGUUCCCAUACCUGAUCUAUGUUGUCAACGCAUGGAUGUCUCAAACCCUCGUAUACUGGGUUCUCGGCCAGUUCGCAUCCGAUGUCUCUACAAAUGCUCGCACAGGGGGUGUUUUCCGGUCAUGGGAGACUGUUGGCCAAGCCGUUUCUUACGGAAUCAACUCGCACACAAAUAGCCAAUUCAUCCCAUUCGGGAUUUACUUCGGUCUGUUCGUGGUCGCUAUGCCACUCUUCUUCCAGGUCUUGCUUGAAAUACCCGUCGAGGAAAGAGUUCUUAAGGUCAGGACCGAUGACGGUCAGAUCAUUGCAGAUGCCGACAAGAUUCAGCGCGGGGCUAUCGACGGAACUGCGAUCGCAGAUAUCGAGACUCGGGGAGCUGAUACGAAAUGA
Messenger RNA from Clonostachys solani, 1527 nucleotides. The record is from the annotation of a GenBank genome assembly. NCBI's taxonomy places the organism in Eukaryota, Fungi, Ascomycota, Sordariomycetes, Hypocreales, Bionectriaceae.